AUGUCGGAAAGAUCACAGAUUUUACAUAACAGUGAAAAGGAACGCAAUUCUGGGUUCAAUGAGCAGAGUAACUUUUACCGUUCAGUAGAUAAGGAUUUGAAUGCUUGUAAUGAUAGUUCCAUUAGUACAACAGAUGAUGAUUCCAGUUCCUUAAUUAACACAACAGAAGCAAAAAAUAAUGCAGAAUCUACGAAGUGUACUGUUGGUUUUCUUUUAGUCAAUGCAACAGUAGGUAUUGGUAUAAUAAAUCUUCCUGAAGCAUAUCAACAAGUAGACAAUUUAGCGAUAGCCAUCAGCAUUCAUUGCAUUCUCGGUGUUCUUUCGUUCAUUUCAAUGUUAAUUGUAGCAUAUGCCUCAGAUAAAACCCAAAGAUCAAGUUAUCAAGAUAUUAUGUUUGAUUUCUAUGGAGAGAAAGGUCGUGCGUUGUCAUCUGUAAUUAUCUUUCUUAGUUUAUAUUUUUACUGCACCAGUUUAAUGGUAUUGAUUGGUGACCAAAUAGAAGAAUUUACCAUUUUCAUCAACCAUAACUUUUACUGCAAUCAUCAUGUAUGGUAUGCACAAAGAGAGUUUACAACAGUAAUUAUUACGAUAAUCAUCUUACCAUUUUGUUUUCAAAAAUUUAUUAACUAUCUGAAAUAUAUCAGGUUAGUUGUACAAUAUAUUCUCAUUUCAUAUCUAUUUCUUAGAUAAAGAUCAUUGUUGU
Messenger RNA from Octopus sinensis (East Asian common octopus), 703 nucleotides. RefSeq names its product putative sodium-coupled neutral amino acid transporter 7. Gene Ontology annotation, molecular function: amino acid transmembrane transporter activity. Gene Ontology annotation, biological process: amino acid transmembrane transport. The transcript is spliced from 4 exons. The record is from RefSeq and is a predicted model, not a curated record. The coding region runs from base 1 to 690 and encodes 229 amino acids. NCBI's taxonomy places the organism in Eukaryota, Metazoa, Mollusca, Cephalopoda, Octopoda, Octopodidae.